CAAAUAAACGAUUAAAUGUAUAUCUAGAUAUAUUUGCAAACCUGUACAUUAGUAUUUAUUAACUAUAUAUGUAUUGAAUUAAGGUAUUAAUAUUGGAGUUGAGUCUUGCUUCGUUUUAUUUAUAUUUAAAUUUAUGGUAUGGUUUAAAAUGCUUCCGUUCAUGUGGACUCGUGUAUGGCAGUUGUAAGAAGUGUUCUUGGAAGUGUCGACAAUCUUUUUUUAACAGUCACUGCAGCGUUACCAUGUCGAACGAGACACUUUUGCAUAAUAUGAAAUUGUUAUGGACUCGUAUUUUGCAAGUUCACCGUUCUAGAUCUAUUGUAUUAAGCGCGCAAAGUUUGUCAGACCUGCUUGGUAACCGAUGUGCCCGGUUGAUUUUUGGACAAAGUUGUACGCAAAAUGUAAAUCACUUCAAAAACUCUGUCUCUCAUGUUGCAAAUGCCAUAGGUGAAUGUUUUACUAAGCAGUGUAAUGGAAUCGCAGUGCAGAGACUGCGAAGAGCAUCGCAGAUUGUUGAUCUCUACAAGAGACUGUAUGGUGAGAUAAUGAUGAUCAAAUUCGUCGAUCGUAUCAGAGGGUCAUUCUUACGCAACAAGUCCCUGUUUGUUUUGCUGAGUGCUGCAUUCUUUUCAUGGGAUGACAAACGAGUUACAGAUGAGGAGCUCAAAGGAUUUGAAGAUGAAAUGGUCGCAGUGCAAGGCCUUGUUCACCAACCUCCAGAAACUCGGAUACAGGAUUGCUGUGAAUGGGAAACGGUUAUCGACAAACAACACCUUAAAGUGUGGAGAAGACCCAUCCAGGACAGUUACACUUACCAGUACAGAGUUUAUGGUUCUUUCACCGAUAUACCAGCAAGAGCAUUUUACAACACACAGGUAGAUUUGUCCUACAGGAAGCAGUGGGACAGACUGACGAUUGAUAUCCGAGUGGUUGAUCAAGACAGAGAAUCUGACUCGGAAGUCGUGUAUUGGCAGAUGAAGUACCCUUACCCCAUGUACAGCCGUGACUACGUUUAUGUGAGGAGGUACAAAGUGGACCAUCAGAACAAAAUGCUGCUGAUUACCAACCGCGCAGUCGAACAUCCCAUGUGUCCUGUGAACGACAACUUUGUGAGGGUCUCGACAUACAUGUCCACCAUGGUCAUACAUCCUCACAGCAGUUUCGAUGAGAAUGGAUUUGACUACUGCAUGACGUACUUUGAUGACCCACAAGCUGCUUUCCCAUCCCCUGCAUACAACUGGAUGGCUCGGACAGGUGUACCUGAUUUUGUGGAAAAGCUCCAUAAAGCUGCACAGUUCAUGCACGAGCUCACUGUGAAGAAACAGAAGUCGUCGUCUGUUCCAGAACAGGAAUCGGACGGCACAUUUUCUUAUCCAGGGUCACAGUACGCUUGACAUCGCUGUUAUGACUUCUCACCAUUGACGUUUUAUAAUGUUGAAUAAUUAAUUCUACACAAUCAUGAGAUGAAAUUUUCAGUAAAAUUGAACAUAAAUUGUUUUCUACCCAAAAAAUCACAGCAUUGUACUGUUUUCAUGUGGGGGGUUUUCAAAGAAAAAAAAAGAAAACUUCAAAAAGAAAAAAGAAAGUGUAAAAAAGGACCAAUGCAAAUAUAUAUUUUUACUGUGGUCUGCUUCAUGGUCCAUGGAGCGAUGGUUGCAGAAUGGGAGGAUAUUUGUGCAGUCACUUUAAAAUGUACGUUAUGUAAGUUUGUGUUUGAGAAUGUAACAUGGGGGGCAGGAUUUAGCUCAGUCGGUAGAGUGCUCGCCUGAGGUGCUUAGGUCAUGGGAUCGAACCACCUCAGUGGACCCAUUGCGUUGUUCCGUCCUAACAAGUGCCUCAUGAUUGAUAUUUCGUAGGUCGUGGUAUGUGCUGUCCUGUCUGGGGGAAAGUAUAUAAAAAUGCCAUGCUACCAAAUGAAAAUGUAACAGGUUUCCUGUAAAAACGUGUCUGAAUUAGCAAAUAUUUGACAUCCAGAAGCUGAUAAUGUACUCUACUUUAACUUUGAGUAUUUUAACAGAGGCAUUAUAUUUAUACACAAUUUCAUUUGUAUUUUAUACUCAUUGGUAGUGAUCUUUUAGUUGUAUAUUUUUAUAUGGAUUGGUUUGAUAUUUGAUAUCAACUCGAUUAAGUCAGCAAGUGAGAUUUAGGUAUUGGUUAUGCAAUAGCGACAGCAUCAACUUUUGUACUGGCUAUAUGUUCAAAUUUACUAAUACUAAACUUAAGACUGCCUACUUUGUGCAUUUAAUACAUAGAUUUGAUUGUUUAAAACAUUUUGUCAGUGUUGUAUGCACCUUGUAAAUAAGUAUGUGUGGAAUUUUGUUGAUUCUGUGUUCCUUUCAGCCAAAGCCAUUUGGAUGGAUAUACAUGUUGAUCACUUUAAAAGUGUAAAAGAAAUAGUGAAAAAAAUACAGUUAUUACAUGAAUAUAAGUAGACUAUAAAUGUUAAUACAUUUCAUAAAGGAUAUGACUUUCUAAAAAAAAAUUCACUGUAAUGUAGACUACAUUGUAACAAUGUUUUCAUUUGUUACUUUUUGUUCACUACAGAUAAUAAUAUAAAAAAAAAAUAUAUAUAUAUAUAAUACCCAGAUUAAUGAUAAUGUCAGGAUAUGUCGAAUUUUGGAAUAGGUUUUGAUUCAGGGUAUGAUCUUUAUCAAUCAAAAAAUGAUAUAUGCCAGUUUCAUGAAUUUGGAGUUAGUGGCAGUAUAGUUACGAUGAUACAGGUGGACAAAACUACAAUACAGUUUCCAUCAAAACACCAUACAUGUCCAAUUUAUGUGCUGUUAAAGUAUUUUGUUCCAAAAAGCAAUAUAUACUACAGUCACUUUGUGGCACACUGCUCAAUCUGCGAUUGCUAUAUGAACAUGUCAUAGUCCUUGCAAGCCCAUCACGACACUACGAGGUACAAAUAGAACACACAAAUAUCUGAAUGUCACUUUGCAUGACCAUAUCCCUACAAAAAUAAUAAACUUGAUCAUUUUAAAUGUAAUGGGACUAUGCAACAAAUACUCUAGGGGUAUGUUAUAAUGGAUGACAGAAGGGUGUAAUUUAAGUGCUACGUAAUGUUUUCUUUAAUGUGAAGUAAAUCGAACCAGUCAUGUCCAUUUUGUGAUAUUCUUUUAACAUGACUUUAAUAUUUAUUAUUAAACAAAAAUCAUAAAAAAAAUAAUUAAAAAAACCCCUGAAUAUUGCCUGUCAGAUUAUUUCAUAGUGGUACAUGGUGUCUUGAAACGUUAAAAAUUAUUUGAUUGAUCUUAAGUUUUAACACACAGGAGUUGUUGAUUGCAUAAUGACCUGGUUAGGCAUUAACAAACAUUUGUUUAUUGUUUUAUUUUUUUAUGCUUAAAAGGUGCCAUUGGAAUUCUUUUUAAUUCAUAAAAAUUAUUGAUAUUAAAUUCAAAUGGAUAUAUAUAUUGACAAAAGCAAUUGCAAUAAUUCUAGUUUUAGUGGGAAUAGUUUAAAAGGUAGAUCUAUAGCAAUUUUAUUUGUUUAAUCUUUAAAGCAUCAUUUGGCAUUUGAUUAAAAAACAACAAGUUUUUUUGAAAAUGACAAAAAUGCAUUUCGAGCGUUUUGGAAAUACUCUUCACAUUCUGAAUGUCUGAUCUUUGUUAAGGCACCUAUGUGGUACAGUAUUGAUUGGAUUUCUCUGAAUUCUCCAGUUAUUUGUUUAACUAUUUUAAUUCAAUAACUAAUCAUAUUUACGAAUGACUGUCUGGUUAAAGAAUGUGUUUGUCUCAUUGUGUAAGUCGAUUACAAAACAUUUUUUUAUGUGGCAUCAAUUUUUUUUUAGCAGUUUAACUGCCACAUAAUACUGUUCGACUUUUGAUAUGGAUGUUAUAGUUUGUGAUUGUUGAAUUUAUUGCCUUUGUUAUUUUGAAACGUUGAAAAGUAUUUUGAGUAUUUGAAUGUUGAACUGUACAGUUUGAGAAUGAAAUGUUACAGUUCUUGCAGUGUUAAUAGCUAUUGAAAAUAUUUUAUUGAAUGAUAUUCAUUAACAAUGUCGUCAAUGUCAAAAGAUGUUAUUUGUUGUGAACAUAUUUCUUGAAUCUCUUGUGCAAUCCUGUGGCAGUGCCAUUUAACCAAGAUUGCUGAGAAAUUAUCAUUUCACCUUUGGCUUUCCAGUAACCCAGAACAACCUAGAUUAACAUUUUUAACCCUUAAUUAUGACAGGAACUAACUCGGUAGAAUGCUCACCUGAGGUGCGUAUGCCGUAGGCUAUCAAAGGCCUUGGUAUGUGUAGUCAAUCUGUGGGAAAGUGCAUAUAAAGAUUCCUUGCUGAUGACUUGGUCAGAAUUAUCAAAUGUAUUGACACCCAAAAGCCGAUUAUUAUUUAAUCAAUGUGUCCAAUUGGUGUCACUAAGCAUUACAAACUUCAACUUUUUGGAGUCUGUUAAAAACAAAAGACAUCACAAACUAAAAAGUAAAAUGUCUUUGUGAUCUUAUCUAGGGGUUGAAUAUUAAAAAUAUUCACACAUGUCAGCAACAGAUAAUCAAGUUUAUGGAAGAAAGAUUUUGGUGUUUGUUUUGUUUUCAUACUCUGUAUUUUAUGAGCGAUAAUUAUGUUGAGUGCUAGUAUUGAUUGAAAAACUAAUAUAUUUAGUUUGAACAUACGUUGUAUUCUGUGGUAGUAAAUGCAACUGCUAAACAUU
This is a messenger RNA of Gigantopelta aegis, 4646 nucleotides long. Its product is annotated as stAR-related lipid transfer protein 7, mitochondrial-like. Gene Ontology annotation, molecular function: lipid binding. The record is from RefSeq and is a predicted model, not a curated record. The coding region runs from base 243 to 1394 and encodes 383 amino acids. NCBI's taxonomy places the organism in Eukaryota, Metazoa, Mollusca, Gastropoda, Neomphalida, Peltospiridae. The transcript is spliced from 7 exons.